UUGCAUCACUUACACUAUUUUUUUUCUCCAAUGUUUCUUUUUAAACAGUUUUAACAGCUGUUUACAGUACAAGCAUUUAGCCUGUAACAGCGUCCUAUAAAAGUCACCCAGCAGCCAUCUUGCUAACGCAUUCAGGCAUAAUUAUGACACCUAUUUUAAACCAUUACGUGAAUUACCUUUCAGUUAAAUUCAAAUAGUCAGUGGGACAUUACAUUAAUAAAGCAGUCGUUCAUUCUUAUACAACUCUGUCCUAAAACAUGUCUUUAAAACCACCAUCUUUGUUUCUUUUUGUUUAUUUGUUUGUUUUCUCAGUGCCUAGUUUUUCUCGUAUACAGUACAGUAUGCAUUAUUCUCAAAGCUGCUUUAAAAAAAGAGAGCUAGAGGAGAUCGUUAUAUUAGAAAUUCCCUGGCAAGGCUUCUUAGCUCACGGCUAUCUGCGUAACCGUGACUCUGGCCACGUAAUUUGUUCGACGUCACUGGUUUCCAUGGCAGCAGGAAAGCCUGGCGUCUCCAGGGAAACAGAAAGCGUCAACAAUCCAAACAGCCUCCAGGCUCUGUCUGCCUUGUUGUCCAGUCAGCAGGACGAAGAAGAGGAAGAUGAGGAGUGUAAAGAUGUGAAAGCAUAUGCACGCUUGGGUCCCGGACACAUUGGCCCCCCACCCAAAAAAGAAAAACAAGUGUCAACCGCAUACACGAAGAAGAACAGCAAAGAUAUCUGGUGUGAAGAAGAAGUGGCCGAAGGCUCACAGUAUGAUGAUCUGACUGACCCAAGGCCACAACCUGAGUAUGAAAUAAUCCUGAAGCAAAGUGUAGGAACAGAGGAUCUCUUCUUGGGAUUAAGCAGAAAGGAUCCAUCCUCCAUGUGUUGUGAAGCCAUGCUGGUUAAAAUCAAACUACCAGACACUAAAGCAACAGAUGUGGUGCUGGAUGUGAAAGAAAAGUUCCUUGAUCUACGGACGCCAAAAUACAAACUGGGGCUCCAUCUCCCUGAUCCGGUCCACAAAAAUGAGAGCAAGGCCCAGUUCUUCAGUGAGAGGGAGGAACUGGAGGUGACUCUACUAAUGAAGCGUCCUAUGGAUUUUAUCAAUAUGCAAUGAAAAAGGAUGACUUAGCAGCAAUUACCAUUAUACAAACUGACACAUUAAGGAUUAAAACCAGAAAGGAAUUGGGAAAUAAUCAGCAAAAACAUGAAUUUUUUCAUGAAUUUUGUGAGUUUAAGCUAUUGUUUGUGUCAUCACAGCCUCUAUGACUGUUAAAUUGUGGAUUUCUAAUAAAUACUUGACUCCAAAA
Molecule: messenger RNA, 1290 nt
Organism: Oreochromis niloticus (Nile tilapia)
Lineage: Eukaryota; Metazoa; Chordata; Actinopteri; Cichliformes; Cichlidae
Gene: dnaaf6
Product: dynein axonemal assembly factor 6
Exons: 7
Coding region: 258-1097 (279 amino acids)
Biological process (GO): flagellated sperm motility; axonemal dynein complex assembly
Cellular component (GO): cytoplasm
Molecular function (GO): dynein intermediate chain binding; protein-folding chaperone binding
Source: RefSeq, a predicted model, not a curated record